AUGGCAAAUAGUAAUUCAAGCUCCUACACCACUGGAAUGGAGGAAACGAAAAGAUCGACAGAGGUUUGCCUUACAUUUCCUCCCAAAGUCAUCUCUCCGGGCUUGGCUACUAUACUGGUUGAAAAUGAUAAAGAUGAACAGCUCAUGACCUAUUCUGGGCCGAGGCUUCAUUGUCAGAUGGUUGUCAUUUUUGUUCUCACUCAAAUAAUUCAUAGUCUGCUCAAAAAAUUGGGACUGCCAUUGUUCAUCUCCCAGAUUCUUGCAGGAAUAUUACUCAGUCCUAUGCUUUUCAGUGAUCGACAUUCUUUGGUUAACAUAUCAGAGGAUAGUGUUUCGGUUUUGGGGACAGUGGGAGCCUUGGGUUUUGUGUUCUUUUUGUUUCUAAGUGGGGUGAAAAUGGACCUCAGCUUGACACUAAAAUCUGGAAAGAAGGCCAUAUGUAUUGGUUUGCUCACAGUGGUGGUGCCUCUGAUAUUUUGUAUGACCACAAUUAAGAAUCUUCACCCAGAAGGCAAUGAGUUUUCAAACAAAAGUUUCUUUCUCGCAGUAACAUAUUCUGGAACUUCAUUUCCGGUCAUACAUAGCCUUCUUAGUGAGCUAAAAAUCCUGAACUCAGAACUCGGCAGGCUUGGAUUAUCUGCAGCACUUAUAGGUGACAUUGUGACAUUAGUUCUUACCGUGUUUAGCCUAUGGGUGAAAACGGGAAUUGAAAAAGGAAUAAAAGAGGCUCUAAUGGAUGUUGGACUGGCUCUGCUCUUUAUUGUAAUCGUGGUGUUUGUGUUGCGACCAGUGAUGGAAUGGAUGGUGAAACGCACGCCUGAGGCUGGCCAAAUCAAAGAUAUGUGCUUUUUUAUCGUCGUUUUGGCAUUCAUGAUGUCACCUAGGUUCACUAAACUAUUUCGUGUAUAUUUUCUAUUUGGUCCAUUUAUUCUGGGCUUGGCUGUCCCAGAUGGACCCCCUUUGGGAUCCGCUCUAGUCGAAAAGUUAGACCCUAUAAUUUCAGGAUUGUUUUUGCCUAUAUUUGCUACAACAUGUGGCCUAAGGUUUGAUCCGUCUUACUUUAAGGACUCUACCAAGUUUGCAUAUCACCAAGCCAUUGGAGCUGUGGUAACACUUUUGAUCAAAUUUGUGGUCUCUCUUCUAGUGCCCUUAUUAUGCAAGAUGCCUACAAGGGAUUCUUUCGCACUUGCGUUUAUAAUGAUAUCCAAAGGAAUUGUUGAGAUGGGUUCCUACAGCAUCAUGAAUGACAGCAGAGUUAUAUCAGAGGAUAUAUUUACUCACAUGACUAUUGUGAUCAUUUUGGUUGCAAGCAUUGUGCCAAUACUUGUGAAAAAGCUUUAUGAUCCAUCUAGGAAGUAUUUAUGCUUUCAAAAGAGGACCAUCAUGAACUCCAAGCUCAACCAGGAGCUUCGAUUGAUCAGUUGCGUUCAUGUGCCAAGUAAUGUCAGUUCUAUUAUCAACCUAUUUAAUGCCUCAUGUCUGAUUAGAGACAGCUCCAUUGCUUUGGAUGUCCUUCACCUUGUCAAGCUUAGUGGGCGAGCCACACCGCUUUUCAUUGCUCAUCAUAAGCAAAAGAAAACACAGCCCAACAAGUCGUACUCCGAGAAUGUCGUGCUCGCUUUCGAACAGUUUGAGCGGGACAAUAGGGAAGCUGUAUCAGUGAACGUUUUCACCGCAGUAUCUCCACCAAAUUUGAUGUACGAGGAUAUAUGCAACCUUGCCAUGGACCGCCUUACAUCCUUUAUAAUACUCCCGUUUCACCGGAGGUGGUACAUUGACGGGAGCAUCGAAUCAGAAGAUCAAACCAUAAGAAGCCUGAACUUCGACAUCCUUGAAAGGGCGCCUUGCUCGAUAGGGAUCCUUGUUGAAGGACGCCGCAACCUAAAAGGUUCCAAUGUUAGAGAUCCAUUAGCAUCAAAUAACUCCUCAUCCUACAACAUUGCAGUGAUAUUCAUGGGGGGUCAAGAUGAUAGGGAGGCUCUAGCGCUAGCUAAACGCAUUUCCCAAGACAAAAAUGUUAGCCUUACCGUAAUCCAUUUCAAAGCUGCAAACAGCUUAGGCGCCAUCCUAACCGAGAAUGAUAGAAUGCUUGAUGAUGCAAUGUUGAGUGACAUUAAACAAAGUAAAUGCUUAACAUACAUUGAGAAACAAGUAAAAGAUGGACCGGAAACUUCAAAUUAUCUUCGAUCCAUUGUGGAAGACUACCAACUUCUCAUUGUUGGGAGACGAUACAAGAGGGAAAAUCCUCAGACCUCAGGUCUACAGGAGUGGUGUGAAUUUCAAGAGAUUGGGAUUAUUGGAGACUUACUUUCAUCUGCAGAUUUUAUUGGCAAAUAUUCUUUGUUGAUUGUGCAACAACAGCAACAAAGGACUACUUGA
Molecule: messenger RNA, 2379 nt
Organism: Gossypium raimondii (Peruvian cotton)
Lineage: Eukaryota; Viridiplantae; Streptophyta; Magnoliopsida; Malvales; Malvaceae
Product: cation/H(+) antiporter 4
Exons: 3
Coding region: 1-2379 (792 amino acids)
Biological process (GO): regulation of pH; proton transmembrane transport
Cellular component (GO): membrane; endomembrane system
Molecular function (GO): antiporter activity
Source: RefSeq, a predicted model, not a curated record